Molecule: messenger RNA, 1090 nt
Organism: Drosophila serrata
Lineage: Eukaryota; Metazoa; Arthropoda; Insecta; Diptera; Drosophilidae
Product: pseudouridylate synthase TRUB2, mitochondrial
Biological process (GO): RNA processing; pseudouridine synthesis
Molecular function (GO): RNA binding; pseudouridine synthase activity
Source: RefSeq, a predicted model, not a curated record
CUCAGCUGUGCUUGCGACUUUACCAACACUGUAGGUUAGUUUAACAACAAAUCCAUAAAUUUAUGUAAUUUUUAAGCAUAAAUGGCUCUAACAAAAGUUUACGAUGCCGCCACAGUAUUCAAACACUUGAAUGGCAUUUUAAAUGUGUACAAGCCGGCCGGCGUGAAAGCGAAGCAGGUGCGCAAUGCCAUCCUUAGCAACAUUUGCAGAGGACUCAACGAAAUGGAACAGCGUGAGCCUAGGAAGUUACCGAGAGACAGACCGCUCCUUGGCACUGGCACCGCCGCUGACAGCGUACUUUACAACAUAGCUAACUAUGAGGACCUCUCGGAUAACGUCCUGGCUGCGGGGCCGCGCUACAUGCCAAGGGACAUACGCUGCGCCACGGUGUCUAGGCUGGGCGAUCACACCAGCGGGGUCUUGCUCUUUGGGAUCAACAAGGGAAUAGGACAAUCCGGCUGCAUUCGGAGAAACCAAUUGGUGCGAGUUUACCACAUCACCGGCUGUAUGGGCACUGCCACAGAGAACCACCUACCAGACUCGCACAUCACAGUACGAUCAAACUAUAGGCACGUAUCUGCGGACAGGAUCAGCGGCCUAGCCGCCUCCAUGCAGGCCUCGCAUCAGAGAAAGAUGUUCGAGCUUUGUGGCGUGGACCUGCAGACCCAGGAGGCCUACGAACUCGCCUGCAAGGGCCUUCUACGUCCGUCGGACGACAGCCAGCCCGUCAUCUACGGCAUUAAGCUAAUACGCUUCGAGGGUCCCUACUUCACUCUAGAACUCCAUGGCAUCAACGAGACGCAAGAGUACUUGGCCGCCCUGGUGCACGACAUGGCCCUGGAACUGCGCACCGUUGCACACUGCUCACAGAUUCGCUGUGUCCGUCACGCACACUUUGAUGUCAGGGAUAGCUUGCUGAGACAUGGCUGGCACUUGCCCGGAAUCAUAAAAAAUCUACGCCAACAGCGGGAGAUUUUGCGGGCGCACCCUGAAAUUCUGCGGCAGGAUCGAGUGGAGCUGCACGCUUAAGUCUCCUGAAGAUCCUAUCAGCUUGUAAAUAAAACCGCUUUCGAAUUCUUACUUACUAGUA